Messenger RNA from Phalacrocorax carbo (great cormorant), 1882 nucleotides. The record is from RefSeq and is a predicted model, not a curated record. Lineage: Eukaryota; Metazoa; Chordata; Aves; Suliformes; Phalacrocoracidae.
CGGCCCGUCGACGGGAUGAGACCACCGCGGGCCCGGGCCCGAGCCCAGCCCCCGACCCAGGCCCAGCCCCCGGCCCUGUCGCAGCCCCGGGCCCAGGCCCAGCUCCCGGCCCCCCGUGAACGCUCGGCGGGGCGGGCGGUACCCGCCCCGCCCCCGCUGCCCGCCCCGCCCCCGGCUGGCAGCCCCGCCAAGAUGGCUGCGCUGAGGGCCACUCGGCAAAUGCUUCAAACCAUCGCAGGGCAUGGAUGGAGAUCACAUUGUAGUAAAACUGCUCAAAACUUAAAUAUAGGCAAAUCUGGAGCUGGCUUUAGCUUUGAACUUACUGAUGAACAGAAAGAGUUUCAAGCUACUGCUCAUAAAUUUGCUGUGGAGGAAAUUAUUCCUGUUGCUGCACAGUAUGACAGAACUGGAGAGUAUCCUCUUCCGCUUAUAAAACGGGCUUGGGAACUUGGUCUUAUGAAUUCACACAUACCAGAAAGAUGUGGUGGUCUUGGCCUUGGCAGUUUUGAAGCAUGCCUUAUUACAGAAGAGUUGGCUUAUGGAUGUACAGGGGUUCAAACUGCCAUUGAAGCAAAUUCCUUAGGGCAAAUGCCAGUAAUCAUUGCAGGAAAUGAGCAUCAGCAGAAAAAAUACUUAGGAAGAAUGACAGAGCAACCACUGAUGUGUGCUUACUGUGUAACAGAGCCUGGAGCAGGCUCUGAUGUGGCUGGCAUAAAAACAAAGGCUGAGAAGAAAGGAGAUGAAUAUGUUAUUAACGGUCAGAAGAUGUGGAUCACAAACGGUGGGAAAGCAAACUGGUAUUUUUUGCUAGCUCGUACUGAUCCAGAUCCAAAAGCUCCUGCAAGCAAAGCCUUUACUGGAUUCAUUGUGGAAGCAGAUAGCCCUGGAAUACAAAUUGGAAGAAAGGAAAUGAAUAUGGGUCAACGCUGCUCAGAUACAAGAGGUAUUGUCUUUGAAGAUGUGAGAGUCCCAAAAGAAAAUGUAUUAAUAGCUGAGGGAGCUGGCUUUAAAAUCGCAAUGGGAGCUUUUGAUAAGACCAGACCACCCGUAGCAGCUGGUGCUGUUGGAUUAGCAAAAAGAGCACUUGAGGAAGCUACUAAAUAUGCUCUGGAAAGAAAAACCUUUGGGAAAGCAAUUGUUGAACACCAAGCAGUGUCUUUCUUGCUUGCUGAAAUGGCAAUGAAAGUGGAACUUGCUCGGAUGGCUUACCAAAGAGCCGCAUGGGAAGUUGAUGCUGGUCGCAGGAAUACCUACUAUGCUUCCAUUGCAAAGGCUUUUGCUGGUGACAUUGCAAACCAAGUAGCUACUGAUGCAGUACAGAUUUUUGGAGGAAAUGGAUUUAAUACUGAAUAUCCUGUAGAAAAACUAAUGAGAGAUGCUAAAAUCUACCAGAUUUAUGAGGGAACUGCUCAGAUUCAAAGGAUGAUCAUAGCUCGUGAACAUGUUGGCAAAUUUAAGGCUCAAGGAAAUAUAUGAAGUGUGUCUGGUGCUGCUGUAGUGUCUGUGUUUUCAUGGAAGAGGAUUUUGGUGCAUUUCUCCAAUAGCAUUAAAAAGGGAUGGAAGAAAAAAAGAAAAACAACUUUCCUUCAGAAUCUUUUUUUUCUGUACAUUAUUAAGGACUACUUCUAUUCUCCCUGUCCAGUCAGUCACUUCAAUCCUGACGGACAAAGCUGGUAUUUUAUAAACAUUCUGAAUUCCAAAGUGAUCGGUUGUUGAAAUACAAAAUGGGCAAGAAAUGAGAACCUUACAAUGCAAUGUUUUCUCACUAUACAGUUAGAUGACCAGAAUGUUAUUUCUGAGAGUAAUUGCUGCAUUUUAAGAGAAGUAUGCUUGGUUUUUAUUAAUUUUGCUUGUCACAUAACUUAAAUUGUAUUUUGGCUAA